This is a messenger RNA of Gopherus evgoodei (Goodes thornscrub tortoise), 1839 nucleotides long. It is a transcript of the gene GCGR, whose product is annotated as glucagon receptor. Gene Ontology annotation, biological process: cell surface receptor signaling pathway; adenylate cyclase-activating G protein-coupled receptor signaling pathway. Gene Ontology annotation, cellular component: plasma membrane. The record is from RefSeq and is a predicted model, not a curated record. Gene Ontology annotation, molecular function: glucagon receptor activity; peptide hormone binding. NCBI's taxonomy places the organism in Eukaryota, Metazoa, Chordata, Testudines, Testudinidae. The coding region runs from base 16 to 1494 and encodes 492 amino acids. The transcript is spliced from 13 exons.
CAGCCCUACAGAGGGAUGUCCCAGCCGCGCCUGCUCAGCCUCCUGCUGGCGCUGGUCUUCUACUGCCAGGGACAUUCAGCCCAGAUCAUGGAUUUCCUCUUUGAGAGCUGGAAGGCCUACAGCGAGGAGUGUCACCAGAACAUGAGCCUGCAGCCCCCACCCACAGAGCUGGUCUGUAACCGAACCUUUGACAAGUUCUCUUGCUGGCCCGACACGCUGCCCAACACCACAGUCAACGUCUCCUGCCCCUGGUUCCUGCCCUGGCACAGGAAAGUGAAGCACAGAUACGUCUUCAAGAAGUGUGGGCCAGACGGGGAGUGGGUGAAGCGCCCCAAUGGGCAGCCCUGGCGGGACAGCACGGAGUGUGAGAUGGACGCAGAAGAUCUCGAAGCCCAGGAUAAAUUUGCCAAAACCUACGGCAGCUUUAAGAUAAUGUACACGGUUGGCUACUCAGUGUCCCUGGGCACCCUGCUCCUCGCCCUGGCCAUCCUGCUGGGCUUCAGCAAACUGCACUGCAUGCGGAAUUACAUCCACAUAAACCUCUUCGCCUCCUUCGUCCUGAAAGGGGUCUCGGUGCUGGUGAUCGAUGCCCUGCUCAAGACCCGCUACAGCGAGAAGAUUGAUGACUACAACGUGGGCAUCUGGCUCAGCAAUGAGGCCGCUGCCGGCUGUCGAGCAGCCACCGUCUUUAUGCAGUAUGGCAUCGUGGCCAACUACGGCUGGCUGCUGGUGGAGGGAAUCUACCUCCACAACCUGCUGGUGCUCGCUGUCUUCUCCGAGCGGAGCUACUUCACCCUCUACCUGUGCAUCGGCUGGGGGGCCCCGGUCCUGUUCCUCAUCCCCUGGGUGGUUGUGAAAUUUUUAUAUGAAAACAUUCAGUGCUGGAGCACCAACAACAACAUGGGCUUCUGGUGGAUCCCCCGCUUCCCUGUGUUCCUGGCCAUCCUGAUCAACUUCUUCAUUUUCAUCCGCAUCAUCCAGAUCCUGGUCUCCAAGCUCCGUGCCCACCAGAUGCGCUACACAGAUUACAAAUUCCGGCUGGCGAAGUCCACACUGACGCUGAUCCCGCUGUUGGGCAUCCACGAGGUGGUGUUUGCCUUCGUCACGGAUGAGCAUGCCCAGGGUACCCUGCGCUAUGUCAAGCUCUUCUUCGACCUCUUCCUGAGCUCCUUCCAGGGGAUGCUGGUGGCCAUUCUGUACUGCUUUGUCAACAAGGAGGUGCAGUCGGAGCUGCUGAAGAAGUGGCAGCGCUGGAAGCUGGGCAAGGACCUGGAGGAGGAGUACAAGCACACGUACAGCCAGACCCCCAAUGCUCGCAACGGGGGCAGCAGUACUUAUGAGAAGCACAGGCUGGUGGGCAGCUGCAUCACUGGGCUGGGGCGGAGUCAGCCCACAGCGCACACCAGCACCCACUACCUCGAGAAGACGGGCUGCAGCACCACCGAGAGGCACCAGUGCUACGAGUUCCCCGAAACGGCCGCCAGCAACUUCUGAGCUCACCCCCCGCCACGCAGCCAGGGUGCUAGGCCCACGCCCGUCGCGAGCAGGCUCUGCUGGGCAGGGAGAGGGAGCCAAGGGCUCAGGCAUCGGGCUUGCAGGGACAUAAAGCAAGAGGCAGUGCCUUUCAGCCCUUCCUGGGGUGUCCGGGGAUCGGGGUAUACACCAGGGUGUCAGGGCCUGACGACAGGCAUGCUGAGAAUGGAGCGUGUCCUGCUGCCCCUCUCCAUCCUUUGGCAGCAUGUGCCAGGUGGGCAAGGGAUGGUGUCUGUGCACAAGGUCUGCACCCCAGCACAAGUCCACAUGGAGGGCACAGCACCCUGUGCCAGCCUGGCAGGGUGU